AAAAUACCGACAUCACGUUCAACUGGCCAGAAAAUAGGGACCGCUGCGUCUGCGACUUCGCCGAGAAGAAUCCUGCGCACUUGAUCGAAACUGUCAGCGACUUGCUUAAUGAGCCACGCAUCCAAGCGCUCCGCCCAACGCACGAGGUGGACUACUCUGACACGUCCGUGAAGGUGCUGCCGACGAAGGAGCGCGUCUGUUGUCCUGCCUCUCUCAUAGCCUUUCUUCGAGAGUCACUUCCGG
This is a messenger RNA of Amoebophrya sp. A25, 243 nucleotides long. The record is from the annotation of a GenBank genome assembly. Lineage: Eukaryota; Dinophyceae; Syndiniales; Amoebophryaceae.